AUUAAGCUCACGUCACGUUGACGCAAACGUUUUACUGAUCACGGUAUAAAAACGCACACGCUUUUAACACAGGUGAUUUCAUAAAUAACCAAACUACUGGCUUCACAUGGUCGGUCUAAUUUAUACCAUUAUAUUUUCAUAAACCAAAAAAAAAUUACAUUCGAUUUGCUUUCAAAUGAUGGUCGGUAUAAAGCAAUAUACAAAAAUUUCUUCAUAUACGUCAAUAAAAUUGUUUUCAGAUUAGCUAUUUUACUUUAUAAAUAUCAAUAAAAUUUUAUUUCAUUCUGUAUGGCUGAAACAUCUUUCACUGAAGACAGACAGAAGUCUCAGAUUACAAUUAAGCUUCCCAAUGCCUCCCCACUUACACCUGAAACUAGCACUAGGGACAGAACAGUGCAGAAAAACGAGCGAUCCGGAGCGCCUACCAGAACUGGCAACAAAAAUGACGACGCGAAUAAUAAGUCGGGAACAGACAAGAAUGUUGGUUCCAAUGAAGACGACAAGGACGAAUGUGCCCGGCGGAUCCAGAACUACUGGUGGCGUUGGAGGGACAAACAGAUGUUCCUUCUUCUCAAACACUCCGUCAGGGCAGCCGAGAUGUCUCUCAGCUACGACAUUCUCAAAAAGGUGUCUCCGCACGAGGCCGAGCUGAUUCGAGACCCCGCAAUGAAGGCCAGGAUACGGUUCCGCUUCACUGGCACCGAGUUUCCCCCUAUAGUCGUGUUCAAGAUCUUCAUGACAACCAAGGCUAACAUGUUGAGUGGUAAGAACUGCAUCAGACCUGCGAGUGAUGCCUCGAGGGACUGUCUGAAAAAUAUGGGCCAGCGGAAGUUCGUCGACCAGAUGCUCAGAGACGCUCACCACUUCGACAAAAAACAAAUUUGGGACAUGGAGGAGGUGGUGAGUGUGAAGGACUACUGGCGACUGCAGUCGGACUUGGACGAACUGCCCAGUCACAUGGGGGGCAGGGAAAACCACUGGCGAAGACUUACUCUAACGGAGAUUCCGAGGUACACUGUGUUUUACGAUCUGAUGGAGUUCCUGGAAACAGGUCACGAGAUAUCAGAACACUUGCGGGACAACAUCCCCCGCCUUCUCACACGCCCAAACACAGUAGCUCAAGAGAUGGAACAAGCUAAUGUCAUCUCACACAUGAAGGUACCCCCUCAAACGCCAAUAUCUCCCGCCAAAAUGACCACUGCCCGUGCACAUGUGCUUGAGAGUGAUAGGAGCAGAAACAGUUCCCGGGGGAGUAAACAAGCCAAAGAGAGGGCACAUAACAUGCGACAAAUGUACUUGAGGGGGGCUUCAGGAGACAGCUUAGACCAGGGCGACACUGGGAGGACCAGAGCGAAACAGAACACCUUUGUGAGUAUAGAGGAAAACUGGGAGGAGGAAGCGGAGCAACUUUUCAAGUGGAGCCAAGAAUUGAGCUUCGAAAGAACUAUGGACAUUUGAAAACUGAACAUUGACCUACUGUUAGAAAUUAAGCAUGAAAAUGAUUAGUUCACUUUUAAUUAAACCUCAAUUAGUUAA
This is a messenger RNA of Symsagittifera roscoffensis, 1536 nucleotides long. RefSeq lists its product as uncharacterized. The transcript has 7 exons. The record is from RefSeq and is a predicted model, not a curated record. The coding region runs from base 289 to 1458 and encodes 389 amino acids. NCBI's taxonomy places the organism in Eukaryota, Metazoa, Xenacoelomorpha, Acoela, Convolutidae.